AUGGCUACUGAAGAUGACAACUUCGAUAUUGACAUCUAUGGAGAUGGCGGUGGAUACAACGGGAAUGACCAGGGAGAUUACAAGGAGGAAGAUACCAAGCAUGAUGACUCGGAGCUCAUCCUAGAUGCGCCCGUGACUACUCAAAACGGAGGCCCUGUGCCUGGAGAUGGUCCCUCUGAAUCGAACCCGAAACAGGAUCACUCGGCAAACCCGCAACCCGCAAAUGGUGAACAUGUAACACAUUCAGAUGCCAAUCAGCAGCAGCAAACGCAAAACCAGAAUCUGCCUCCGCCCCAGGGCGUGAAGCGCAAGGAGCACGACGACCGCCAGGCAGACCCUGACGCGACGCCAGCCUUGCUUAUCUCCGACUUAUUCUGGUGGACUACUGAUGAUGAUAUCCGUGGAUGGAUUCGUGAAGCCGAAUGUGAAGACGAGCUCAAGGACGUAACGUUCAGCGAGCAUAAGGUGAACGGAAAGAGUAAAGGUCAAGCCUUCGUUGAGUUCACCACCCUUCAGGCCUCGUCCGCCACUAAGCAUAAGAUCGAAUCAUACGCUCUUGCUGGCCAGGCCGGGCGCAAACAUACCGUCAACUACACCAGUCCCCAACCUAACCCCUUCCGCACACUACCCAAGGAUGCCCCUAUGAGAAAGGACAACCAGGCCCGGUCGAUGUCCGGUGGCUUCAAUUCAUCCAACCAGAACAUGAACUUCGGCAUGAACAACAACAUGGGAGGCGGAGGAGGCUUCCGCGGUGGCCGUGGAGGAUACAACAACCGCGGUGGCAUGGGCAAUAAUAUGGGCAACUACAAUAACCGCAACUUCCAGAACCCCAUGGGCGGCUUCCAGAACCCAAUGGGCGGCGGCUUUCCCGGCAACCCAAUGGGUGGCAUGCCGAACUACGGAUUCAACAACCGCGGCGGCAUGAUGGGAGGCGGUAUGCGAGGCGGACCUGGAGGCAUGCGCGGUGGUCGUGGCGGCGGUGGCAUGGGUGGACCGAACAUGAUGGGCAUGCCGGCUAUGAACCCUAUGGGCGGUAUGGGAAUGAACCCCAUGUCCGGUGGCAUGAACCCGAUGAUGGGCGGCAUGGGCGGAAACAUGAGUAUGCAGGGUAAAGGCGGUUUCCAGGCUCCCAAUCCAGCGUUCAACCAGGGCUUCUUCACCCCCAACCAGGGAGUCGGAGAUGGAUCUUGGAACCCGCACGGUGCUAAGCGCAGUCGACAGGAGUAA
Molecule: messenger RNA, 1227 nt
Organism: Aspergillus affinis
Lineage: Eukaryota; Fungi; Ascomycota; Eurotiomycetes; Eurotiales; Aspergillaceae
Exons: 3
Coding region: 1-1227 (408 amino acids)
Biological process (GO): mRNA alternative polyadenylation
Cellular component (GO): mRNA cleavage and polyadenylation specificity factor complex
Molecular function (GO): mRNA binding
Source: RefSeq, a predicted model, not a curated record